AUGCGUACCGAGGCAUUCGUUGUGCAGCGUCGUAGCUGCACCAUGGCGGACGUCUUCCAAACAAAUGAACGCACGAUUCUAAUCGGUGUUUUCAUAUUGAACGGAAAUGCACCCUCCAUUUCAAGUAGUACGAAGUCGUACUGGGAGCAGGCCCUCGGCAGUGACGAAUGGAUAAUUGACCCGCCAUCAGAGGAGGAGUCAACAACGUCAUCCCUGCUUUGUCAUGAUAUUGUGAAUGCUCAACAACCCACGUGGUGGACUACUGUUCGACAGCAGUUGGAUCGCCUUCAGCUGGCCGUCUACGAAGCCCCCAAAGGAUGGUAA
Molecule: messenger RNA, 324 nt
Organism: Phytophthora sojae
Lineage: Eukaryota; Oomycota; Peronosporomycetes; Peronosporales; Peronosporaceae
Exons: 1
Coding region: 1-324 (107 amino acids)
Source: RefSeq, a predicted model, not a curated record